AUGACUCUCAAAAUAGAAACCGAAAAGAAAGAGCUAUGGAGACAUCACAACCCGAAACCAAUCCUCAGCUCCCACACAGUGGUUGAUGGAGAGAACGCCUCACUUUUAACCUUCUACCACCUGUCUACCACUGCCCAUGUGAUCAUUGAAUCAGUGCCACCCCUAGUGGCCAAAGGAGAUGAUGUCCUUUUCCUGGUCCGAGAUCUGCCAGAGAAUAUUCAAACCUUAGCCUGGUUCAAAGGGCUAACAAAUACAACAGACAAAAUUGCAGAAUAUGGACUGUUCAACAAUGUAACUGAGCCAGGGUCUGUACACAGUGGUAGAGAGACAAUAUAUCUCAACGGAUCCCUGCUGAUUGAAAAGCUCACUGAGAAGGACAUAGGAUUCUAUACCCUACGAACCUAUGAUGAACAUGCAAAAAUUGUAUCAACAACACCCACGUACCUCCAUGUGCAGGAUUUCCUCUGGAACUGUGGGCGCCAUGCCACCUCUGCCCAGCCCACUAUUGAAUCAGUGCCACCCAGUGUUGCUGAAGGGGGGAAUGUUACUCUAAUCAUUCACAAUCUCCCAGAGAAUCUUGAAGUCUUUGUCUGGUUCAAAGGAACAUCUGUGCUCUGGGAACAUGAGAUUGCCCGAUACAUAGUAGGCAGCAAAUCAAGUAUUACAAGUCCUGCAAACACUGGCAGAGAGACGUUGAACAGUGAUGGAUCCCUGGUGCUUCACAAUGUCACUCAGAACGACACCGGGUUGUAUACCCUACGAAUUCAGAGUACAGAUCUGAAAAGUGAAGAAGCCCAUGUACAACUCCAGGUUCACACCUCCCAUUCUGCCAACUCUUCCCAACUCAGGAUCCAACUACUGCCUCAGUAUGCGGCUGAAGGGGAAAGUGUUCUUCUCCGAGUCCAUAAACUUCCAGAAGAUUUCCAAGCCUUUACUUGGUACAGGACAGUAUAUGAUGAUCCAUAUUUUGAAAUUGUCAAACACAACAGAGUCCUAAAUACCACGACCUGGGGAGCUCAAUAUAGCAGAAGAGAGACCGUGUAUGACAACGGAACUCUGCAGAUCAAGAACAUCACUCAGAAAGAUGCAGGAAUGUACACACUAGCAAUCUUGAAAAGUGAUUCCAAAAUUGAAAAGGUCUAUGUGCAAUUCCACGUAAACAAGCAUGUGGAACAGCCCUUUGUGCGAGUCACUAACGAGGUAGUCUCAUCAAACAGAUCUGCCAUCUUCACCUGCGUUUCACCUGACACUGACGUCUCCAUCCGUUGGUUCUUCAAUAAGCAGCCCCUGCAACUCUCAAGGAGCAUGACUCUGUCCCCAGCAAAGUGUGGACUGAGAAUACAUCCUGUGGGGUUGGAGAAUGUUGGAGAGUAUCAGUGUGAGGUCUCCAACCGAGUCAGUCUGGCUACCAGUGCCCCACUCUGGUUUGAGUGA
Cricetulus griseus (Chinese hamster) is the source of this 1434-nucleotide messenger RNA. The record is from RefSeq and is a predicted model, not a curated record. Lineage: Eukaryota; Metazoa; Chordata; Mammalia; Rodentia; Cricetidae.